This is a messenger RNA of Helianthus annuus (common sunflower), 1016 nucleotides long. RefSeq names its product late embryogenesis abundant protein 1. The record is from RefSeq and is a predicted model, not a curated record. The transcript is spliced from 3 exons. NCBI's taxonomy places the organism in Eukaryota, Viridiplantae, Streptophyta, Magnoliopsida, Asterales, Asteraceae. Bases 710 to 916 code for a protein of 68 amino acids.
AAUCCCCUUAUUUUUGGGGAUGGUGAAUGGGAUGUGGGAGGUUUUUAAAAAAUGACAGAUAAAUUUAGGGAAUGGUGAUUUUUAGUUAAAUUAUAGGGAUAGGGAUAAGGAGUGGGAUGUGAAUGCUCGGACGUGAAAGGUUUUUAGAAAAUGAGAGAUAAAUCUAGGGAAUGAUGAUUUUUAGUUAAAGUACAGGGAUAAGGGGAUAAGGAAUGGGAUGUGAAUGCUUGAAAGCGAGUAGAGAUAGAAUAAUGUCAAGGGAGGUGUCUGAUUUAAACAAGUUUUUUUUAAUGUUUAUAAGUCUUAUUACAUGGACCAAUCAAAAAAGUGAAAAACAUAAAAAGACAAUUAUGCCUUCAUGUGUGUCACAGCUUCAAAGACGAUCCGUAAUAUAAGUUUCAAAAAUGGAAAUCAGUCAAUCACGCAUUCCAACUUCUUCCUGUUAUCUCUCUCUAAUCUAACAAGUUGUGGUCUUGUUUAAUCUGGAUUCAGUCUCCAUAAGGUUCCCAAUUGUAGCCAAGAACAAAUGAUAAAUAUUUGCAACUGUUUUCUAUAAAUAGAUAGCACACAUGCCAUGUCACCAGUUGGUUUGAUCUUCUUAUUAGCUGUAUAUAAUAUAAAUAUGUAACUAGCCCCAUCUCUAGUUUAUGAUCAACACAAUCUAUCUGGCCUUUUAUAAACAAACAAACAUCAAUCUCACGAGUACAAUAUGAUGAACAACUCUCAGAGUGAAGCAGAACAGGCAACUGCCCAGGCUAAGGCCGAAGCUCAGGAAAAGACCAGUCAGCUGAUGGAGCAAGCCAGCAAUGCUGCACAGUCCGCCCAAGAGUCGAUGCAGCAGGCUGGCCAGCAAAUUAAGGAAAAGGCACAAGUAGCAACCGAGGCAGUGAAGAACGCAACCGGGAUGAACAAGUGAACCCCAUGGAUCAAGUUUUAUCAACCACCAUCGUUUCUUUUGACCAGAACCUGUUUACAAUUCUUUACAAAAUUUUAUAUUAUUUUUUAUAAUUCCGUUC